Messenger RNA from Paramecium tetraurelia, 1009 nucleotides. RefSeq lists its product as uncharacterized. Gene Ontology annotation, cellular component: cytoplasm. The transcript has 6 exons. Lineage: Eukaryota; Ciliophora; Oligohymenophorea; Peniculida; Parameciidae. Gene Ontology annotation, molecular function: coproporphyrinogen oxidase activity. The record is from RefSeq and is a predicted model, not a curated record.
UUUAUAUUUUCCGAAUGGAUCUAAAUUAGAACGAGGAUGUUUUCUCAGCUUUUGUUGAUGAAUACUAAAAAAACUUCUUUGAUAUGCUAUUCAGAUUUGAAAGCAAAGCUGAACCCAUAAAAGAAGCAUGGACAAGAGAAGAUGGCCGAGGUCAUGGACUGACUUGUGUUAUUCAAGACGGCAAUUUCUUUGAAAAAGCUGGUGUCAAUGUUUCAAGAAUCACAAUUCCAUUGAGUUAAGGAAUCUAUCAAUAAAUGAAAGGAAGAAGGGUUCCUGGAAGCAAUUUGGACUAAAUCGAUAUGAACAAUCUCGCUCAAUAUGAUACUUAUGCUAAUGGAGUAAGUCUUGUGAUUCAUCCAAUUAAUCCUUUCUGUCCAACUGUUCAUGCCAACUUCCGUACAAUAAGAAUCAAAGAACGAGAGACAGGAAAAUUGAUCGAUUCUUGGUUUGGUGGUGGCAGUGAUCUCACUCCAAUCUACUUAUUUGAUGAAGAUGCCAAAUUUUAUCACUAGAAUAUUAAAGAUGCCAUAGUAGAAGUGACUGGAGAUGACAAACUAUAUAGAUAAUACAAAAAGGAGUGUGAUGAAUACUUUGUAAAUCAUCAUAGAAAGGAAGCCAGAGGAAUUGGUGGAGUCUUUUAUGAUGAUUUCAAUUUGGAAUCCUUUGAAAAGGGUUUGUAGUUCUAAAAAGGAGUUGCAUACGCUAACUUGAAUAGUUAUGAAGCUAUCCUAAAAAGGAGAAAGGAUACUCCUUAUAACGAUGAGAACGUUCGUUGGAGAUCAUUCAGAAGAGGUCGUUAUGCUGAAUUUAAUCUGAUUCACGAUAGAGGAACCAAAUUUGGUUUGAUGACUCCAGAUGCCAGAAUCGAGAGUAUAUUGAUGUCAUUGCCACUCACAGCCAGAUGGGAAUAUAACUAUCAUCCAAAGGAAGGCACAGAGGAGGCAAGAAUUGUUGGUGUGUUACUUAAACCAGUUGAAUGGGUGUGAGAUAUAUAAGAGUAAAUUAAUUU